UAAAUAUUUUCUUUGAUUUUUAAAGAUUUAUUUACUUAUUUAAAAGGCAGAGUGACAGAAGGAGACAGAGAAAGAGAUCUUCCAUCCACUAUUUCACUCCCCAAAUGACUGCAGCAUCCAGGGUGGGGCCAUGCAGAAGCCAGGAGUCCAGAACUCCAUCUGGGUCUCCCACAUGGGUGGCAGGGGCCCAAGUAUUUGGGCCAUUUGGUGCUGCCUUCCCAGGCACAUUUGUAGGAAGCUGGAUCAGAAGCAGAGGAACUGGGAGUCUCUGAACUGGCACUCUGAAAUGUGCUGCUGGAGUUGCAUGUGGCAGUUUAACCUGCUGCACCACAAUGCCAGUCCUUAGACAUUAUGUCUCUGUUAGAACAAUAGUUUGUUAGCUUUUGUAUAAAUUUACAAUUCUCAUAGUAUUGUCCUGAUUAUAUGAGCUCAUUAUCUAAUUCAGGGAUCAAGAAACUUUGUUUUGUUUUUGUAAAGAGCCGUACAGUAUUUUAGACUGCAAACCAAGAGAAGAAAAAUGAGAUUAAUCUGUAGAUCCUUAUAAAAAGAAAGAACAAAUUUCUUAAUGUUUUAUUGAUGAAUUGAAAAUAUAGUAGUUGAUUACAGGUGUUUUGUUACACAGAUCUAAUGGGAAUGGUAUUCCUCUUUGUGGGGAUAAUGUUUCACUUGAAAUUCAAACUUAGUGUUCUCUGUUUUCAAAGUUGCUUAAUGCUUAUAAUGAGAUUUUAUGUAAUUAAAAUGUCUUUGAAUUUUAACACAUUCAAAAAUCUUUUUAUCCUAGAUAAUGCAAAUAAUACCUAGCUAAUGAUAAGUCAGAAGCAUGAGUAAUUGAGCAUGUUCAUCACUUAGAAGGCUUUAAUAGGAUUCUGUUAUGGUCUUUUUAAAAUAUGUAUAUUUAGAAUGUCAUUGCAUUGCAGAAUAGAAGGUUACAUGGAAGCUCUUCAGUUGCACAAUUUGAUGGAUUUUGAAAUAAGGAGGUUUCCUUUGCACUCAAAUUUUUAAAACAAUGGAUCUGUAGUUGGAGCUUGGAAGAAAAAGUAUCUUUUAAAUUUGUAUGGAAGUGGAGAUGACAUGUCUUGUUAAACUUGUGACAGUCUGGGAAGUGUAUAAAGCAACUUGGCUUAGGUUGCUGUUCAAAAUAACUGUAGUUAUCUAAAUGACUUAAGUAACUUUACCACAUAAAUACUAUUUUGUCAUGUAAUUUGGGGUUCAAAUCAUUAAGCAACAUCAUCUACUCUGCAGCCAAAUCUAACUACUGGAGUGGUUCGGUAUUCAAAAUAAUGGUCAUGGACUGUUCAAGAAAAAUUUUGGUCAUGUCCCUGAGUGUCAAAGUCACAAUAAAACUUCACCACUGCUAAGCCAUUGAACUUCUGUGUUAGAGGUCAAGUUGGGAUACUCAGUUUUCUGUUUCUGACAAAAAUUCCUGUAAUGGACAGUUGCUAACUUCAUGAGAGUGAACGAAGCUCACCUUUGGCCCUGUUGGCUCUAUAAAACAAAGUCAAAUGUUUUUCACAGAGCACCUGCUGAUGAAUAAUACAACCAGACAAAAACAGACAGUGAGUUGGAUUUGGUUAGUGUGCCAUGGCUUGUAAACUGGUCUUGGUCUAAUGGAACAAAGUUUCAUUAAUCAGCUGAGAAUGCAGAAUGUGUUACAACUUAACUGUGUUACACACCUGUGGUUAGCAACUGUAUUGCACCACACAGUUAGAUCCAAGUUAUUUUUUCUCUGUGUUGGUUGAGGAAGGCUUCUCAGGAUUGGUGAUUGAGGCCUGUGAAUUGUUUAUAAAUAAAUAUUUGUUGCCUUCAAAGCAAAACAAUUUUAAACAAAUUGUCAGUUAAUGGUACCAUUUUCAAAGAAUUUUUUUUUACAGUUAACAUGGGAGAAAAAAACAGACCUAAAGAACCAGCCAUUGUAAAGUGACUUGACUUUUAAAAGUAAAUUGUAUCUUUUUUAUCUGAGUAAUUUUUUUUUUCAUUUCAAUGCAGUCUCUUUGGGAACUCACACUUAGGCUGCUGCAGUAUUUUCAUUGUUUCAAAAUAUUUUAAAAUUUUUCAUUGUGAAAUAGAAUGUAGCAAAUUCUUUAUUUUUAGUACUGAUAAAACUUCAUCUUGUGGAAACGUUAGUUUAAAAAUAGGACAAAUUAUUUAUAGCUUUAUGAGAGAAAGAUAGGUUGAUAGUGUUUAGUGAGUAUAAGAAUUUUUGAGAUAUGACUAAAAGCUAAUUAGACCGCUGGCGCUGUGGCUCACUAGGGUAAUCCUCCGCCAGCACCUUGGGUUCUAGUCCUGGGUAGAGCACCAGAUUCUGUCCCAGUUGCCCCUCUUCCAGUCCAGCUCUCUGCUGUGGCCCGGGAAGACAGUGGAGGAUGGUCCAAGUGCUUGGGCCCUGCACUUGCAUGGGAGACCAGGAGGAAGCACCUGGCUCCUGGCUUCAGAUCAGCGCAGCGUGCUGGCGGUGGUGGCCAUUUGAGAGUGAACCAAUGGAAGGAAGGAAGACCUUUCUGUGUGUCUAACUCUGCCUGUCCGGAAAAAAAAAGAAAAGAAAAAAAGAAAAAGAAACUAAUUAGACCAGUUUUUGUAAAAGCCUGAAAAUAAGUUUCUACUUGUGAUUUAUGUUUGUUAUCUAAAAAUAUUCCCUAUGUGCCUGAAAUGAGACGAUGGAACUGGAGUUAUUCAUGCUUUCUGAUGUCAGUGGGCCACCUUCAAAACUGUGCUAGUAUAUUCUUUCCAUUAAUUCAUAUAAGGAAAAUUACCAUUUAGAAGGUUUAAAAAUCAACAUUUAUCAAUAAUUUACCACUUUUAUUCAGGUAAAAGGCAUAUAAUAGAAAGUUUCAUACCUCGCAUUUGUGCCCUGGUUAUUGAUGCAAGAGUGAAUAUUUGUAUUCAGCAGGAGAUUCUAAAAAAAAUGAAUGCUAUGCUUGACAAAAUACCUCAGGAUGCCAGAAAAGUAUUCUGUGACCAAGAAAUGUCAAUUCUCAUAUUAUGACUUACAGGUGGGCAUUGUAGAAGCGUUAUGUAGAAUGACCACAGAAAAGCAAAGGCAGGACUUGGCAUGUCAGUGGUUUUCAGUGGAUUUUGUUGUUACUGCAUUUAAAGAAAUUAAAGACUCUGAAUUUGAAACAGAUUGUAGGACAUUUCUCAACCUUGUAAAUGGCAUGCUUGGAGAUAACAGAAGAGUCUUUACAUUUCCUUGUUUGGCAGCAUUUCUUGAUAAAUAUGAGCUGAAGAUACCAUCAGAUGAAAAACUUGAGGAAUUUUGGAUUGAUUUUAAUAUUGGGAGCCAAACUCUAUCUUUCUACGUUGCUGGAGAUGAUGAUGAUCAUCAAUGGGAGGCAGUUACUGUGCCUGAGGAAAAAGUACAAAUAUACAACAUUGAAGUGAGAGAAUCAAAGAAGCUACUGAAUAUAAUUCUGAAAAAUAUAGUAAAAAUUAGUAAAAGAGAAGGAAGAGAAUUGCUUUUGUAUUUUGAUGCAUCAUUAGAAAUCGGUGAUGUAACUCAAAAAAUUUUUGGUGCAAAUAAAAAUAGGGAAUUUACCAGAAAGCAAGGUAUUUCCAUUGCAAAAACAUCAGUGCAUGUACUUUUUGAUGCAAGUGGAUCACAGAUUUUAGUACCAGAAAGUCAACUCUCAUCAGUUGAAGAAGAAUUUGUUUUUUUAAAAGAAAAAUCUAAUGCUCAAAAGGAAUUUGCUAAACCUACAACGUAUAUAAAAAACAAUAAUCAAGAGAACAGAAAACGUAGUCUGCUUGGGAUAAUUACUCCUACCAAAAAAAAAAUGUCUGAAGCAUCAAUGAUUGUUCCUGGUGCAGACAGAUACACUGUGAGGAGUCCAAUACUUUUAAUCAACACAUCACCACAAAGAGGAAGAUCUAAGCCACCACUGCAAAUGAUGAGUUCUGCAGAAAAAUCUGGUAUUUCUAAAACAGCAGAAAAUGAAGUGGAUAAUGCUGUAUCACCCAAAUCCAGACCAUCUGAAGGAAGAAAUAGAGGAGAUAACAAAGACAAACUUAUCAAAACUAUAACUGUAGAAAGGACGGAAAAUAAGGAUAUUGAAUUCCCAGAGCAAAAUUUUAAUGAGCUCCAGGAUGUUGUUCCUGAUUCACAGCCAGUGGGAAAAAGAGAGAAGUCUGUAUUACGUGGUGUUUCAGACAACAUCUAUAGAAAUAAGAUGUUCUCCAAAUUGCCGUGUUGGACACCUGUAACAAAUAUUAAACUCUGUAAUAACCAAAGAGCAAGUAUUUCAUCAGGAAACAAAUUUAAUGAAGGAAUCAUUGAUGAAACAUUUCCUAAACAAAAAUCAUCCUCUUCAAUAUCUGAUAAUUCUGAAGAAACAGAAAAAGUGAAAUGUAAGAAAGGUAUUAUGGAACAUAACAAAACAGAUAAAGUAGAAGUGGAGGUUUGCAAAAGAAACAAUCAACAAAAUCAUCCUAAACAUUCAGAGCAGAAAAGUACUGAAAGUACAAAACAGGGUGACUGGCAUAUUGAAUCUGCAACUACUUUUAAAUCAGUUCUCCUAAAUAAGACAGUUGAAGAAUCUUUGAUUUAUAGGAAGAAAUAUACAUUGUCUAAAGAUGUGAAUACUGCUAUUUGUGAUAAAAGCCCUUCUACUAGAAAAAAUUUGAAAAGUCAAAGAUCGGGGAAAGAAUUGACUUGUGAUCUAGAUUCCUUGGAUUUGAAACAAAAAAUGAGAGGAAAGUCAAAAGGGAAAGGAUUUACCGAUGCAGCAGAAUCCUUAAUAAGCCAAAUUAAUAAGAAAUAUAAACCUAAAGAUGACAUAAGGUCCUCAAGAAAAUUAAAGGAGUCAUUGACUGACAGUGAUUUUCCAAACACAUCCAAUGUACAGCACUGUAAGGAAAAGGUUCAGAAAAAAAGUUACAGAAAACUGAAGACUACUUUUGUUAAUGUUUCUUCUGAAUGCCCAUUGAAUGAUGUUUACAAUUUUAAUUUGAAUGGAGCUGAUGAGCCUAUUAUAAAACUUGGAAUCCAAGAAUUUCAAGCUCGAGAAACAUGUGUGGAUAAUUCAACAAAACUGGUAGGUUUAAGGAAUGAUGAUGAACUUGAACCUUCUCUCAAAACAAGAGAUAAAAGAGUUAUAAUAAAUCAAGAAAAGAAAAAUCUCUUUAGUGAUACUGAGACAGAAUGCAGAUGGGAUGACAGCAAGACUGAUGUUAGCUGGCUAAGAGAACCAAAAUCAAAACCACAGCUAAUAGACUAUAGCAGAAAUAAAAAUGUGAAGAAGAGUCAGAAAUCAAGACCAUCCUUGGAUAAGGGACAGUCACGAUCUAAAAUGGAACACAGUAAAAACAUCACCAAAAAGGUAGAUGUAACAGUUCCAGAUCGGAGAACCAGACUUCCACGAAGAGCAACAAAAACCAAAAAAAAUUAUAAAGACCUCUCAAAUUCAGAAUCAGAGAGUGAACAAGAAUCUUCACAUUCAUGUAAAGAAAAAUUACUAGUAAAGGAGGAGAAUAUCCAUUCCAGACUCAAAACCAGGAAGGUGCCAAAGAAACGACAGAAAGUCUCCUGUGCUGAAACACACAAGGAACUGUCAAAAGGAUGGAACAACUCGUCUUGGCUUAAACCUCCUCUAGGAGACAGUAGCCCUGCCUUACCUCCUGUGUCUUUAUCUGGGAGUCCAUCAUCCAUAGAAGUAAUGAGAUGUAUAGAGAAAGGAACAGAAAGGGAUUUUACUCAGGAUUAUGACUAUGUAACAAACUCUAUAUCACCUUAUCCAAAAACUUCAUCUGAAUCCUUAAACAGUAACAGUGGAGUUGGAGGUCCUGUAAACUCAGCUAAAAACAAUGAAAAAAAUUUAUGUGCAAAUCAAAGCUGCUCACCAGUUCCACAACCACUGUUUUUGGAAAGCCAUGUAUCAUCUCCAACAUCCAUGUCUAAUGAAGAAAGAGAGAAAACAUUGUUUGACAUGCCCAGUGGCACUACUCAUGUAUCAGGCCCCGUUCAACAUCUUAGUCGCAAACGAAUGUACAUAGGAGAUAAUCUAAGUAACUCCAAUGAAGUAGAAAUGGAAGAAGAAAAAAGAGUAAACUUGCUUCCCAAGAAAUUGUGUAAAACUGAAAGUGCAGAUCGUCGCCCCUACAAAAGGUCUGAAAGUGUCUCUCCAUCAUCACUAAGUGACUUUUUUAUUCCUGUGGAGAACUGGGAAGGUGAAUUUUCAGGUAUAGGGAAAAUGAAUUCAGAAUCUAAGAAGAUUCAUAUCCGAAAUAGAGCAGUGGAAUUUUUUGCUAAGCAUUCUUGGAAAAUCAUCCAGCAACAUCUGAAAACAAUCAACCAUCAACUUCAGGAACAUAGGCUUAAAAAAAUUGAUAAAUUCCAAUUCAUCAUCACAGAAGAGCUGAAGAAUUUUGAAAAAGAUUCACAGUCUUUAAAAGAUUUCGAGAAGGAAUAUGUGGUCUUUUGGGAAAAGUUAUUUCAGAAGUACAGAACAUAUAAAAAAAGUGAACAGCAGAGAUUUCAUCUUUUGAAAACUUCAUUGGAUAAAAAUGUCUUUCAUCACACUGAUCAUGAAGAAACUAUUUUCACAUCAGAGAUGGGUUUGAUGAAACAAAACAUGAAAGAGGUACAAGGGAGACUUCUCCAGGAAAUGCAAGAAGAGGAGCUUCUUAAUGUACGCAGAGGACUGAUGUCAUUAUUCAUGGCACGUGAAAAAUAUUAACGUGUGAAAUCUGUUACCAAUGUUUAUCUAUUUCUUGUGUAUAAUUGAGGAAAUGACAGAGUAGUCCUACAAAGAUAACAAUGCGCACCUCACUCAUGUACCUUUGUAGAAACUUCCAAACUUAAAUGCUUGAUACUACUUUUUACAGAGGAUGUCUUGAGAAAUCAAAUAAAAGUUGGCUGAUUUUUAUAGUAAUAUUUGUAUUAAGCAAAUAUAAUGAACUAUACUCAGAGUAUUUAAUAAAUUACAUAAUACAUUAAAAUUAAUAGUUUUGGACUACAUAUAUAAUAAAGGAUUAAAAUUUUGUUUAAUAAUUCAGAGUAUACAAGUAAUAAAAUUUAGCCACCAUUAGAAAAGGAGGAAAUCCCUGACUUGAAAUGUUCACCUGAGUGGUAGGUGGGGCUCUGGGCCCAGUGUGGCAGACAUUUGCUCAUUUGUGGCUCCGGUGUAUUGGGAGCGCUAAAUGGAUGUUACUAUGCUGCCUGUAUAAUUCAAUGUAGAAGUCUUAACUUACAAGCAGACUGUUAAGUUCCUAGUAUUAAUUGAAAUAUUUUGUUAAUUUAUAAAGAUGUGUGUAUACUUGAUUUGCUUCAAAUAUACUAAGGUUGAAAUAAAUGCUUAUGUCAAAUAAUCAUCAUAAAA
Messenger RNA from Oryctolagus cuniculus (rabbit), 7310 nucleotides. Lineage: Eukaryota; Metazoa; Chordata; Mammalia; Lagomorpha; Leporidae. The record is from RefSeq and is a predicted model, not a curated record.